AUGCUGUCGUUUACCGGCUGCAGCCACAACCUGUCUGCGGCGGAGGCGGAAGAGCUGAGAGUGAUGAGGUACAGCGUGAGGCACUGGAAGGAGAAGGACAUCAACAGCAGGGAGAAGCGAGUCCAAGGAGGGUGUCCGAUGACACCGCGCGAAGCCGCCAUGUUCCUCAAGGCAAUGGGCUACCCUUUCGCCACCAGCAUCUACAUCGUGGCCGGAGAAAUCUACGGCGCCAACAGCAUGGGCGCGUUGAAAGCAGAGUACCCCAACAUCCACACCCACCGCAGCUUGGCAUCCGCCGAGGAAUUGGCGCCGCUGCAGAUGUACCAGAACAGACUUGCCGCCCUCGACCACAUCGUCGCCCUCAGGAGCGACGUGUUCGUGUACACCUACGACGGCAACAUGGCCAAAGCAGUGCAGGGGCAUCGAAGGUUGGCGGGGUUUCGGAAGACCAUCAACCCGGACAGGUACGCGAUGCCGUUCUGCUCCAUGAUUUCGCCACCGAGCAGCUGUCUUCAACCAGCAAAUGUCUUCUCAGGCAGAGGCUAG
Molecule: messenger RNA, 546 nt
Organism: Musa acuminata AAA Group (dessert banana)
Lineage: Eukaryota; Viridiplantae; Streptophyta; Magnoliopsida; Zingiberales; Musaceae
Product: O-fucosyltransferase 19-like
Exons: 1
Coding region: 1-546 (181 amino acids)
Cellular component (GO): cytoplasm
Source: RefSeq, a predicted model, not a curated record